AACAAAGGGGAGGUAAACGACGACGACGUCAACAUUUGGGGAAGAAUUGUUGUUUGUUGUGGAUAAUUUCGUGAGAAUCGGGAGAAAGAAGGCUUUUAAUUCUCAGGAUACCAAAGAGAGACGUUCUUUUCUUGUGUGUGCCUUGGAGAGACUUCGUUGUUUCUUGUUUGUCUGAGAUUGACUCUCAUUCUUUCCGUGUGUGGGUGUCUGUUUGGUUGCCCCUCUUAUAUAUAUAUUGAGAGUUUUGGUGGUGCCAAAUCCACUUUUAAAGCGAAGAUGCCCAAGAAGAAGAAGAAAGAUAACGAACAACAGUCUAGCAGGAAUAUUUCUUUCGAUCAUAGUUCUUUCCAGAACUUAUUUUCACCUGUGACCAGUCCUGUGGCGGUGAAACCGAGCCAGGGCAACCUCACUGGCAGUGAAAGGGUCACCAAGGACAGUGCUGCUGACAUCUACAAUGCCAUCUUGAAGUGGAACAACCUCAACCUCAGUGGGGCAGCCAUCAUGAGCAAAAUAGCCAAUUGCAAAUUACAGGCCAUAUUUGAACCCAGCACCACGGUGUCCGCUGAUGUUUCACCCCCGUCGACAACGAUGCCUCUUGAAAUGGAACCACUGUGUGAGAAACUUCUGAAGACAGUCGAAGCCAUGGAGAAGGUGAUCCAUAAACUGGAAGCCAUGUGUGACGUGUACCGAGGGCUAUUUAAUCUGGAGGAACAUCGACACCAGGCUGGUGAUGUUACUGAAACCGUACCAUUCCAGUCUUGGACUUACAAGGAUUUUGAAGUGACGUCCGCAAAAAUUGUUGAAGCUUACCAAAAAGAGUUUGAACUGAAACAACGCCUGGUUGAAGUCAUCGCACACGUCCCCGACCGCAAUCUGUUGAUGUUUUGUACGGCUGGCUGGCUGCACGAACCGUACGUCAGUGGAGAGACACAGCUUCUACUCGAGGCCCUUGUCACAGAAACGGGUCUGAAAUGACCCCUCGCCGUCCACUUGUAGGGGUUUAACUUUAUUAGGAACUAAAUUUCUUCAUUUUUUUUUUUUCCUUCUUCCAUUUUCUUUUUACCUCUUCUCUUUUGCUGUCAUUGUUCAUGUGUGCAUAGGCUUAUGUGUGCGUUUAUGAGUGUGUAUACACACACACGCACGCAUAAU
Messenger RNA from Octopus sinensis (East Asian common octopus), 1149 nucleotides. Its product is annotated as cyclin-dependent kinase 2-interacting protein. The coding region runs from base 277 to 975 and encodes 232 amino acids. The record is from RefSeq and is a predicted model, not a curated record. The transcript is spliced from 5 exons. Lineage: Eukaryota; Metazoa; Mollusca; Cephalopoda; Octopoda; Octopodidae.